Messenger RNA from Neurospora tetraspora, 1348 nucleotides. RefSeq lists its product as uncharacterized. The transcript has 2 exons. Lineage: Eukaryota; Fungi; Ascomycota; Sordariomycetes; Sordariales; Sordariaceae. The record is from RefSeq and is a predicted model, not a curated record. Bases 315 to 1265 code for a protein of 316 amino acids.
UAGCACCUCACACGCAACACCGCUUCCGCCGCCUUCUCCCGUGAGACGACGCAUCUGAUCCGCAACCCGUCGCGUGAUUCAAGUCACUGUCCAUCAAGUCCCUUUUCCGGGUGAAUAUGAGCAGCCCUUGGAACUGCUUCCCUCAGUUGUGCCCUCCUGGAAGCACUGGACCCCGGCGACCCUGAGUGAGCCCUGGAUAUCAUCCAUCAUAUCAAAAACAAGAAUCACCGGAAAAAAGAACGAGCAAGAAAAGGAAAAGGAGGAAAAAAGGGAAACAGCACCUCUACGAUACAUAACGACAAUCUUUAAUCAAGAUGCCAUCCCUAACGACCCCAGUGGAAGACCGUGUUAUUCACGACGAGCACAACGACUGCAUGACGGACGACGACUCUGAUUUCGACUUUGACGAGGAAUAUUUUGCCCGUACCUAUCAACCCCUGUCGAACCUCCCCACACCGCCCCCCUCCUCCCGCAAUUCGUCGGUCCCACAGAGCCCCCGAUCACUCGUGGAAAAUGGAGGACUUCUCGACUCGGAACUAUUAGGCCCUGCAAUUCACCUGGUCAACCUCAUCCCACCUGCUGCGUCCCUGGCGUUGCCUUCUGUGUCCCUCGUCCACGAGUUGCUCACGCGCACAGGCUUGAAGCAGGACGAGAUCGCUCUCGCCGUCUGUAUUCUAGAUUCUCUCAGCUCCAAGUUCGCGCUGAACUGGCGCCUGCGCUGUCCGCCAUCUCUCCGCGAAGGUUCCACCACCGGCACCGAGCAACAGCAACAGUCAAAGCGAUACACCCUUCCGGCAAACCCGGCGGCGGCAGCCGCCAGUCAACUCCACAUCGACUGCGUCAAGCCCGAGGUCAUUGUUUUGGGUGCGCUCGUCAUCGCCGUCAAGUUCCUGGAGGAUGCCCACGCGCCGACCCAAUACUACCGCUCCGCAUGGGGUAACAACCUGUGGACGUGCGAGCAGAUCAACAUCACGGAACGCUGCAUCAUGGAGGACCUGAACUACAGGAUCCUUCCCCUAUGGGAUGAGCGCUUGAUCGGGGAUGCGCUGAAUGAUAUGGAGCGCGCCGGAAGGCAGGCUCUGCUUCUUCCUCCCCCUGCGGCGGCGGCGCAAUCCCAGUACCAACCCCAAUCUCAAAAAGAACAACACAAGCGAUUUUUAAGCUUGGGCGCGGCUGUCUAUGGUCUGGGAUUGCAGUUGACACCGGCGGGAACGCCAUUGUCUGAAUGCAACUCACCGCCUGACUUCGACAUGGACGGGCAAUGAAUUGCCCCUCGGAGCCGAAAGGCACGAGGGAACGAUUUUUGAUGGUUUAUAAUUAGCCUCGGACUCCCAUUUGUCCAUUUUCC